AUGGUUGAUCAAAGACCUAUUAUUCUUUGGGCCCAUGCGAGGUCUCUUUCUACAGUCUUUGAAAGACCGUUUCUUCAACGUCCUCAAGAGUUCCAUGUUAUUCAUGAACCAUUUGUUCCAAUCGGUCAUGCGUACAUGACCAAUAACCAAGAAUUUUUAAAUAAAAUUCCAAAACCAAAACCUACCGAUCCGAUUACUUUUGUGCACCACUUUUCACCUUUUCUUAAUGAAAUUCUUGCUCCUCAUUAUUAUAACGAAGACAAAACACACAUCUUAAGGGUUUUUAUGAAAGAUCUUGCAACUAUCUUUUUACACGCAUCAGAAGGAAAUCCGUUACGAUCCAAGGAAAUUCUCUCAAAAUUUAAACAUACUUUCUUAAUUAGAAACCCAGAAAAAUCA
Messenger RNA from Racocetra fulgida, 399 nucleotides. Lineage: Eukaryota; Fungi; Glomeromycota; Glomeromycetes; Diversisporales; Gigasporaceae. The record is from the annotation of a GenBank genome assembly.